CAGAGCGCUUCCGGUUUAUCUCAAGGGCAAAAUUAUCACAUGUACCGAAGCGAUACCGAGUUUAUUCCAGUGUGUCAGUCUUAUUAGAUCUGUAAGUGUGUAAAAUGGACAGUUUCGGUUCAGAUUUCUCUUCGGGCUCCUCGUCCGGUAAAAUGGACACCGGCACUAUAAUGGAGCAGGUCAAAGUUCAGAUUGCUGUUGCAAACGCGCAAGAGCUGCUUCAGAGGAUGACUGAUAAAUGCUUUAAGAAGUGUGUUGGCAAGCCAGGAAGUACACUGGACAACUCUGAACAGAAAUGCAUUGCCAUGUGCAUGGACCGCUAUAUGGAUGCAUGGAACACGGUCUCCCGUGCAUAUAAUUCACGAUUACAGAGGGAAAGAGCACGUAUUUAAUAUGCAGAUGGCAGCUGGUACUACCUCAGUCCUCAGGUAGAGAUGUCUAGUCUCUAAAUGCACGGCGGGUGUAUAGACUUGGCUCUCGUACCACACAACAACAGCUGAUGGCUACAGAAGGAAGCAGGUGGUUGGAUUUAGACUCUACAUGGACAUUUUCAUUACAUUUUGUGUGUUAAUAUGAUUAUAUAAGACGAAUUUAAAAGAAAAGAUUGAUUAUUGACAGCCAGAAUGGGUCUGGAUUUUAGCUUCACUUUUUCUGCAUCCAGGUCCUUUACUUUGUUUAAAAACAUGCUAAAUUCAGACUCCACCCUUUAUGUUGUUAUCUAUUCAUUAAGCAGCCAAUCAAAAUUCAGCAAACUCUCUGUCUGCCUUUUGUCAUUGGGUGGAUGUUACUCCAUUCCCUGAGGGAAGGGCUCACUUUACCAGCUCUGUUCUACAAACCUAGUUCUUCUCCCUGAGGGGGAGAAUUCAGGGGCGUCUUUGUUGCAAUAAUUGUCACUUCUUCACCAGGAGCGGCUGAACAGUCCUUCUUACUUACCUCUGAAGAACAAGCCGCAAUUGUCGACCCUGGAGUGUCAUUUGUCUCAUUGUCUGUUAAGUACAGUAGCAGGUUUGUUUAGAACUGCAAACCCGUUCUCUUUGUGUACACACAUGUCAAAGUUCCCAAUUUCCUUUGCUUCUGAGUCUUGGAAUGGUUUGGACAGAGAUGCAAACUCCACCAAGACACGUCCAGACAGAUGUUAUGUAAAUGUCACCAAGCUGUUUUUAUGGAAUGCAAAUAAAUGCCACCCAAUCAGUCCAUUUUUA
Molecule: messenger RNA, 1202 nt
Organism: Labeo rohita (rohu)
Lineage: Eukaryota; Metazoa; Chordata; Actinopteri; Cypriniformes; Cyprinidae
Gene: timm13
Product: translocase of inner mitochondrial membrane 13 homolog (yeast)
Exons: 3
Coding region: 105-392 (95 amino acids)
Source: RefSeq, a predicted model, not a curated record